GAGGAGGUUACUCCGGGAGAUGAAGCAGGACACGCCAAGGAAGAGGAGAGAGCAUCGAAGCGCGCGGAUCUUGAUUGGAUUAUCAGGACAGAGCAUCAACUCAGAGCUUCUCAGACUAGGUUGUUGUCUAUGGAGAAACUGCUUUACAGUAACGCUCGAGCAAACUGCAACUAUGCUUUCUGCCCCGACUGUAUCUCUCGACGUCGUGAUGCCCUAUGCAUCUCUAGUUGCUCCGUCGUGCCUCUGCCGUCGAUCGCCUUCCCAGUAUCAUCUCUGAACCCGUAAUCCCACACAAUUUCAGAAUCAAGAUCUCGGUACACCCGAUACAACAUAGUGGGAUGGGCCGUAUACCGCCACUCUAUCUCGAUUAUACGGCGUGCGGCCGGCGUCGGUGCCUGUGUCUUGUGUGCGUCGUGCUCCUGCAGAUGAAGGAGGAAGUUGCUUCGAAACAGCCAGAUUUCGCCGUGGGCGGGACACGAAGGCAGCUUACAUGGAUAAGCCCAUAUGUGUUCGGGAGGGAGAUUGGCAUAAUCGUCGUCAACCUCAUCAUCAGAUUCGGAAGGUGUAGCACGACCGGAAGGUGUAGCACGACCGGAAGGUGUAGCACGACCGGGAGAGGUAGAACGAUCGGAAGGAGUAGGAUUAGAACGACCGGAAGGAGUAGGAGUACAACGACCGAAAGGAGUAGAACGACCGGAAUGAGUAGAAGUAGAUCGACUGGGAGGAGUACAAUAUACACAGAAGGAGUAGGAGUACAACGACCGGAAGGAGUAGAACGACGGGAAGGAGUAGGAGUAGAACGACGGGAAGGAGUAGGANAACGACGGGAAGGAGUAGGAGUACAACGACGGGAAGGAGUAGGAGUACAACGACGGGAAGGAGUAGGAGUACAACGACCGGAAGGAGUAGAACAACCGGAAGGAGUAGAACAACCGGAAGCAGUACAACGAUCGGAAGCAGUACAACGACCGGAAGGAGUAGAACGACUGGAAAUCAAGGUAGUCAUGCUUUGGUAGCGUAGGUUGUUGGGACGGUAAUAGGACUGCUGCACUGAUGGCAGAUGUGAGAGACAGAGCCUUCACAGAUGAUUUUGAAUGCUGAAAAGAAAGUGUGUGUGUAUCGUCGCACAACAUAUUCAUUGUAUCCUCGCCACUGAUGGCCCAAGCUCGAUUCAUUGAAGCUGGGGUGCAAUACAGGAAGCUUAUGAAGAAAAC
This is a messenger RNA of Aaosphaeria arxii CBS 175.79, 1214 nucleotides long. RefSeq lists its product as uncharacterized. The record is from RefSeq and is a predicted model, not a curated record. The transcript has 2 exons. The coding region runs from base 339 to 1016 and encodes 225 amino acids. NCBI's taxonomy places the organism in Eukaryota, Fungi, Ascomycota, Dothideomycetes, Pleosporales.